AUGCCCAUGAAUGAUCUGGACCAAUGCAGGGCAAGAUCAAGUAUGCUCUGGAUGGCCAUUCUGGGUGCCAUAUUGGUAUGGUCUGCAGCCCCUGGUGCCGCUGUUAACUCUUCACAAAGAGGACAAGCUUAUCAAAUAAGUCCCAAACCUUGCUGGGUAGACGGACAACAGGGUACUUGUAUGUUCGUUUAUGAGUGUAUCAAGUCCGAAGGUUUUCACAUAGGAAUGUGCGUGGACACUUUCAUGUUUGGGUCUUGCUGUGCUCAUAACAACACAGACAACACAGUGGUGCCACACCAACCUCACCACCAAGCUCACUCACAAGGUCGUCCCCAAGUGUUGUACACUAGUCAAAAUAGUCCCGACACCAAAAAGCCAGGCAAACCAACCACCAGCUACAGUUCCAGUAAACCUAGACCUACAGGCCGGCCUCAGCUAAGCUACUCCACCAAGAGCAGGCCUGUGACGGCUUCUCCGCACGGCUCGUCUGCCCAGACGGUGGCGGCAUCUAUGAACGUCAGGCCGGGUUCCUCGUCUCGUCUACCAACGCAGCCGCCAAGACACAGCAUCAGGCCGAUGAGCACAGACGCCUUCGCGAUGGCGAACAGCAUCUCCAUAGGUCACUACACGAAACCGGGGUGGCAGUCUACUACAGAACCGGGAUUCAUCACCUCGCUGAACCACAAUUCGAUGCAGCACGGCGACAAACCCUCUACACAGUGGCAGUAUACUACAGAGCCGGGGUUCGUCACAAGGGUGAAAAAGCCGAGUAGUUUUAAGCCUAAGAACAAGCCCACCAAGAAACCUGUGUCGAAUACGACAAAGUUUGCUACUAAAUCCACCAGGCCUACAACUACGAAAAG
Molecule: messenger RNA, 863 nt
Organism: Anoplophora glabripennis (Asian longhorned beetle)
Lineage: Eukaryota; Metazoa; Arthropoda; Insecta; Coleoptera; Cerambycidae
Product: serine proteinase stubble-like
Exons: 6
Source: RefSeq, a predicted model, not a curated record